UGUACUAAUAGACUUUACAGAAUGUUUACACUUUACAUUGAGAUAUUGCCUUGAGAUGUCGUGUUUACAAACAUUUAUUAUUUAUUCAGUGAUCCUUGGCUUGACUCUAGCUGUCCCAAAAUGCGGUAUCAACGAGGUACAAGACGACUGCCCAGCCAACUGUUCCUACGAGAAUUGUCCCACAAAAAACCUCCAGGAUAGCGUCCCAUGCCCCAAGCCCCAGCAAUGUCCCCCCGCGGGGUGCAAGUGUGGCUUCAACUAUCGACGUGCAGAGAAUGGGACAUGCAUACAGACUAGAGCGUGCCCACCAUUUCCCUGCACGGGCCCCAACGAAAUAUACGACCCUUGUCCAUCAUACUGCCCGGGACAGGGCUGCGACUCCGCGACCCCACACGGGGAGUGUCCCUACUUCAUGCUCAUAGUAGUGGAGUGUACUCCGAGCUGUCGAUGUGUGAAGAAUUACUGGAGGAAGAACGGUGUGUGCGUGCCGUAUGAGGAAUGUCUCAAGUAAAAUUCUUGGAGAUUACCUACAUCUAUGAGGAGAUUAAACAAUAGCAAAGCAUCAUCCGCACAAAUCAUUACAUUUAAUUUUCGCAGUAUUAUGUAGUUAGCUAAUAAAU
This is a messenger RNA of Colias croceus (clouded yellow), 620 nucleotides long. RefSeq names its product inducible metalloproteinase inhibitor protein-like. The record is from RefSeq and is a predicted model, not a curated record. Bases 56 to 511 code for a protein of 151 amino acids. The transcript has 4 exons. Lineage: Eukaryota; Metazoa; Arthropoda; Insecta; Lepidoptera; Pieridae.